GCCCACUUGACGGGACGAUGCCGCAUGUGCCCUAACCCCUGCAGCUAGCUAGCCUCUCACUUCUAAGAAGGGGUAUAUGCCCCUUCCAAGGUGUUGUUUAUGAUAUGCACAAGUAGAGGCGAUGGGCGGCAAAUAAAGAUGUGAGCCCUGGCCUCCUAUAUAAGCCUGCCAGAUGCCCUCGCUUGACCACGCCAUUGCAGAAGCAGAUCCAGCAGUAGUGGCGCAGCAGAGCCUUCAAGCUCACAGCUCCGAUCUCCUGCAGCAUCUGUUAGCUCGGCCAGGAUGAACAAGCCAUGGAGCCAGGGGAAGCGCAGGGGAGGAGGACUCAGCAGGGUGCUGAGGGAGCAGAAGGCCAGGCUCUACAUCAUCCGGCGAUGCGUCGUCAUGCUCCUCUGCUACCAUGACUGAUCUGCUCCGGUGUUUGCUGCUCUUCUUCCUAGCCGUUGACUGAAUCUAGGUGGUGGUGUUGCUUUGAUCUUUCAGUUUCUGGAUCUUUAGGAACUAGGAUUGACGAUUCUUUGGUGUACAUAGGGUAGUUCUCAGCUGGUAGCUACUGACGAUCUCCAUCCUUAACGUCUCUUGUGCUGUGUUAGUGGUUGUUGCUCCUAAGUCCUACCAUGGCAAGGAUGUGCUGCUAGGUGUUAUCGUGUGUAUUUUUUCUAUAUAGAAGUGCAAGAUCAGAAAAAAGAAAAGUUGUCUUUUGGUAUCUACCUUUUUGUCUUGCGUUCAGAGUCACUUUUAAAACAGCUGUUCCAGCAAUCUUGAAUUUGUAGCCA
Molecule: messenger RNA, 776 nt
Organism: Panicum hallii
Lineage: Eukaryota; Viridiplantae; Streptophyta; Magnoliopsida; Poales; Poaceae
Exons: 1
Coding region: 283-408 (41 amino acids)
Biological process (GO): negative regulation of cell population proliferation
Source: RefSeq, a predicted model, not a curated record